AUGGAUAUAUCUGAUAGCACAGCCCUUACAAUAUCAGGUGCUGUUAAAACAAAAAUGUUUAAUGAGAAUAAUGUUAGUUUUGAUAAAAUGGUUGGCCUCGGCAGUGACGGGGCCAGUGUCAUGACGGGUAAAGUGGGUGGUGUCUCUGCACUCCUAAAAAAAGAAAAUCCAAGACUCGUUAACAUACAUUGUAUAGCCCAUAGGCUAGCUUUAUGUACAGCACAGGCUGCUGUUAAGGUGGAAUACUUAACUAAGUACACUGAAAUACUAACCAGUAUAUCCCACUACUUCAAAUAUUCAGCUGUCCGAACUGCUAGAAUAAAAGAAAUACAGACUGUGUUAGAUUCCCCACAGCUGAAGUACAAAGAAGUGUUUCAUGUGCGUUGGUUCUCGUUCUAUGCUUCACUGUCAGCCAUCUACCGAACGUGGAGUGCAUUGGUGGUGUAUUUUGAAGGUCAAAAUUAUAGUAAAGACAGCAAAGCAAAAGGAAUGUAA
This is a messenger RNA of Saccoglossus kowalevskii, 495 nucleotides long. Its product is annotated as zinc finger protein 862-like. Lineage: Eukaryota; Metazoa; Hemichordata; Enteropneusta; Harrimaniidae. The record is from RefSeq and is a predicted model, not a curated record.